Molecule: messenger RNA, 4967 nt
Organism: Callorhinus ursinus (northern fur seal)
Lineage: Eukaryota; Metazoa; Chordata; Mammalia; Carnivora; Otariidae
Gene: ALDH5A1
Product: aldehyde dehydrogenase 5 family member A1
Biological process (GO): GABA catabolic process
Cellular component (GO): mitochondrion
Molecular function (GO): succinate-semialdehyde dehydrogenase (NAD+) activity
Source: RefSeq, a predicted model, not a curated record
AUGGCGGGGGAUGCAGGUCUGGCGGAGAGCGAAGCCGCACGCCGCGGAGGACCAGGUGCGGCGCCAAGGACGCGGGAGAGGGCGCUGCUCCGCGUCCCCGAGGCCCCGAGGCCCCGGCGCGUCCCCGCCGCCGCCGCCCCGACCCUUGCACUCGGGCGCGCGCUCGCUUGCCUGCUUCCUGCCGCCGCCUCCCGGGCCAUGGCGACUUGUCUGCGGCUGCGGAGCUGCCCGGCCGCACGCCUCCCGCCGGCGCCCGCCGCCCGCGGCCUGCGGCCCCGCUGCUCGGCGCAGCCCCGCCGCUCUGCCGGGGGCCUGGCGGGCCUGUCCGCGGCGCUGCUUCGCACCGACCGCUUCGUGGACGGCCGCUGGCUCCCGGCCGCCGCCGCCUUCCCGGUGCACGACCCGGCCAGCGGCGCCGAGCUGGGCUUGGUGGCCGACUGCGGGGUGCCCGAGACCCGCGCCGCGGUGCGCGCCGCCUACGAGGCCUUCUGCAGCUGGAGGGACGUCUCGGCCAAGGAGAGGAGUUCAUUACUUCGGAAAUGGUACGACUUAAUGAUACAAAAUAAGGAUGACCUUGCCAAGAUUAUUACAGCUGAAAGUGGGAAGCCACUGAAGGAGGCACAGGGGGAGGUGGUCUAUGCCGCCCUUUUCCUGGAGUGGUUCUCAGAGGAAGCCCGCCGCAUCUAUGGAGACGUCAUCCGCCCCCCCGCAAGAGACAGGCGGGCCCUGGUCCUCAAGCAGCCCGUUGGGGUGGCGGCAGUCAUCACCCCGUGGAAUUUCCCCAGUGCCAUGAUCACCCGGAAGGUGGGGGCCGCCCUGGCAGCCGGCUGCACCGUGGUGGUGAAACCCGCUGAACACACACCCUUCUCUGCCCUGGCCCUGGCCGAGCUUGCAAACCAGGCUGGAAUUCCCCCAGGUGUGUACAAUGUUAUUCCCUGCUCUAGAAAGAAGGCGAAAGAAGUAGGGGAAGCGCUUUGUACUGAUCCUCUUGUGUCCAAAAUUUCCUUUACUGGCUCGACAGCGACCGGAAAGAUACUGCUGCACCACGCGGCAGGCUCCGUGAAAAGGGUCUCCAUGGAGCUGGGCGGCCACGCCCCAUUCAUCGUAUUUGACAGUGCCAACGUGGACCAGGCUGUAGCAGGGGCCAUGGCAUCCAAAUUUAGGAACUCUGGACAGACUUGUGUUUGCUCAAACCGUUUCUUGGUGCAAAGGGGUAUCCAUGAUUCCUUUGUGAAGAAAUUUGCUGAGGCAAUUAAAACAAACCUGCGUGUGGGUAAUGGAUUUGAGGAAAGAACUACUCAAGGCCCAUUAAUUGAUGAAAAGGCAGUAGAAAAGGUAGAGAAACACGUGAGUGACGCGGUUUCCAAAGGGGCCACCAUUGUGACCGGCGGGAAGCGACACCAACUUGGAAAAAAUUUCUUCGAGCCUACCCUGCUCAGCAAUGUCACCAGGGACAUGCUCUGCUCUCACGAAGAGACGUUUGGGCCUCUGGCGCCAGUGAUCAAGUUCGACACAGAGGAAGAGGCUGUGGCCAUCGCUAACGCGGCCGAGGUGGGGCUGGCAGGUUAUUUCUACUCUCAAGACCCGGCCCAGAUCUGGAGAGUGGCAGAGCGGCUGGAAGUCGGUAUGGUCGGCGUCAACGAGGGACUGAUAUCCUCUGUGGAGUGCCCUUUCGGUGGCGUGAAGCAGUCUGGCCUCGGGCGAGAGGGGUCCAAGUAUGGCAUUGAUGAGUAUCUGGAACUCAAAUACGUGUGUUUCGGAGGCUUGUAGGAUUCGUUAGUUCUUUAAAAAAAUAAAAAGGGAAGCUUACUUACACAUAUGGGGACCUGCCAUCCAUUAUUUUAAGUGAACGAAUAGGUUAUUGGAAUUAGGAAUUUUUAAGAACUCACCGAGUGCUCACCAUCUCAAGCAGAGGUUGGGAACCCCCCCUCCCCUUACCUGACCAGGGACCAGCAGAUGCCGCGUGCCUGUGGCAGCCACAGUCUCCCCAGGAACCUGCACGGCCCCGGGGUUGGGGGGACAUCCCAAAGGCUCCAUCACUGUCUGGGCACCUGGGCGGCGGCACAGCCAUUCCCCCCCGUGGCUCCGAGCCCCAACCAGAGGUCUGCAGGGAAGAACCCUGAGCACGACGAGCGGGCACACCAUCCCCGGCCCUCCGCCGGCUCAGCACUGCAGAGCCUGCCAGGUGUUUGGAGGUGUUGCCGCACAGGCUGAAUCGAUCAGUUUUCAAGAUCUCCGAAACAGUCCCAAAUUGCCUGUGUUUCUGUGAGGAAUGAAGGAGCACCUUUCCCUUUUCCUGGACCUUUACUUUUUUUUUAGUUUAUUUUUUUAGUCAUCUCUACACCCAACAUGGGGCUCGAACUCAUGACCCCGAGAUCAAGAGUCACGCACUCCACCGACUGAACCAGUCCAGUUCCCCUGGACCAUUUUUUAAGUUGAAGGCUUCACCGUCCUAAAUUUAUUACUUAAAGGUGAUGUUUUCAUUUUCGUCCUGCAUUCCACUUCAUUGUGUUUCCUUUAGGAAAUGAGCCUAAGCAUAAAGCAAAGCCCCUCCCCUUGUUGGCUGUGGACGGCAGCUCCGUGCCCCUGUAGUAGCCUUGUUCAGUGGACCUGCCGUUCAGCACCCGUUCCUCCCGCAGACUGGAGAUUCCGUAUAUGCCUCACUUAGCUCAAUGGGCUCUUGUGAGCCUGACAGAAAGCGAAAUACUUGCCAAAACAGAAAAAAAGAAAAGGAAGAAAAUCUGGUAUAAGUACAGGAGCUAUUAAUACUAGUAGCAACAAAGCCCCCCUUGGGCAUCCAGCUGGUGAGGAAGGCGGGUGCCCACCUGCUCUCCCCCCCUGGGACGAAGCGGUUGUCACCUGCAGCCUGCUCUUCCUGCCCUCAUGGGGUGCUGCACUCCUUCGCCUCCAGAAGAACAAACACAGUCUCUUGAGAGGAAAACCAAUUCCCAUAAUGGCCAAUUCACCUAAUGGAAGAGGCAGGAGACCUUGAAUGUCAAGCACCCUUUAUCCAAUAAGAGUUUUUACGGUUCGUUAUUUAAAGCAAAAAAUGACCGGUGUCUCCUAUCUCUCUGAAAGAGGAACUCUGAUUCAGAAAAUCUAGGCUUUUCUGGACAUGUCUCCCAUCUGUACUCAGACACUGAGGAAAAGGAAUCAAGGCUGUUCCUGACUGAGUAAGCGGAGAUAAAGCUCUUUCCUUUUCCACUCUCUCUGUGUGUGGAAUCCACUGACAUUCCGGGGAUAUUCUGGGUAGUGGAAGGAGAGCCUGAGGGCAGUUCCUGCCACCCCCUGGGACUUAGCAUUCUUCCCUACGCCCCUGGGGAGCCAAGGUUAAGUCACUAGCAGUCUGGAAUGCCCGUGGGCACAGAGGAACUCACCUCCGAUCCUGGAGCUACCUUCUGUUAGCCUGGAUCGAACCAGCUGUAUCCCGAUACCCACAGAAGAAAUGAGCUGACAUCCACCUCCUGGUGACAUAUCUCACCUACACCCUGUUAGGAAUCACAUAUGCAGCAUAUUGUCAGUUUAUUUCUUUUUGUUUUUAUAGUUUUCGGUGGUUUUCUACAUUCUAAUUACUGAAGAUUUGGAUGUGUCCAUCUGGUUUCUCUUAAUAAACAUGCUAUAACAUCAUUUGUUAGAAGUGUGGAACACUGAAGCUGGGAGGCGUUAGGAGAAUACAUUCGCGUAUGUGGGUAACUUUGUAAGCCAGUGGAUUCCUUGGCUGGGUGGCAGAUUUGAGUUUUCUUGUCUGUUUGGCUCACCCGGUACAUAAAUUCAGAUCCAGAGACUCACUGCAAUAUCUUCGAUUAAUUUUGUAUUUAAAAUGAUUUGAGACGGAAAUAGGUUACUGUUUAGUAAAACUGUUGUGGGUUGUGGGAAGAAAGAAAAGUGUCUCUAACUGAACAUUUCAGGGGGUUAUUUCUCAAUAAGGUAAUCCUAUGUGAUUGGGUUGCCAGGGGUUGGCAAACUACAGCCCACAAGCCAAAUCUGGCCUGCAGCCUGUUUCUGUGCAGCCCAGAGCAUUAAGAAUGGUUUUGUAUUUCCAAAUGAUUGGAAGGGGGGUCAAAAGGGUAUUUCAUAACACAAAAUUACAGGAAAUUCAGAUUUCAGAUUCCAUCAGUGAAAGUUCAUUGAAACACAGCCAUGCCCAUUCAUUUAACAUUGGAUCCACGGCUACUUUCUAGGUAGAGCUGAGUACUGGCAACAUGGACUCAGUAUGGCCUGCAAAGCCUACAGUAUUGGCUCUGACUGAAAAAGUUUGCCAACCCCUGAUCUAGAGCUACUGAUGCUGAGGGAGAUACUGAUCUUCCUGCAUUUAUCAGGCAUUUUAUUUCACUGAACACCCUGUGUAAAAAGUACUUUUCUGGGCAUUGCUCCAACGAGUUCUCACCAAGAUCUUGCUGCAGCAAUGAUCGUAGGACUCAGAUGAAAUUACCCGGAUAACAAGACUGUGUUGGCCUAGAGAAAACUUCUCAAUUUACUUUUCCCAGCUAGGCAGGGUUUUGCAUUGAAAUAGCUUAUCUGAAUCUGUUGUAUUUAUCCCUUUGAGUGGCUUUCAAACAUGAUUUUAUGUCAAGUGUUGUAUUCUUUUCUCCUUUAUUCUUAUGGAAAGACUUCAUGAAAAUAAACAUCAGAAGCACAAUGCAAAUAAAUCUGAUUUUACUGUUAUACUGUUAACUUUAGAUUGUGCCACAGGCCUGCCUUCUCAGAAGGCUGGAACCCAGCGUUUUAAUUAUUCAUGUGCAGCUAUGUUAGAUAGCAUUUUACUUGAGUAAUAUUUAUGCUGUGAUUUUUGUGUGUGUGCUGUGUUUUGUAGGAUAAAACUUGGGAAUAAGUAGUGGGAAGUGUGGAAACAUUUUGUUUUUUAAAUGUGCACAGAACUCAUUUUUCCAGUUUUUGAUAACUGUUGUACGUGUAUCAGUGCUCGUCAGCAGAGCUGUGUGUAAUUAAUAAAUGUUGCGUUAACAGAA